This is a messenger RNA of Microstroma glucosiphilum, 1837 nucleotides long. RefSeq names its product putative alpha-amylase. Gene Ontology annotation, biological process: carbohydrate metabolic process. Gene Ontology annotation, molecular function: calcium ion binding; hydrolase activity, hydrolyzing O-glycosyl compounds. The transcript has 4 exons. Lineage: Eukaryota; Fungi; Basidiomycota; Exobasidiomycetes; Microstromatales; Microstromataceae. The coding region runs from base 108 to 1700 and encodes 530 amino acids. The record is from RefSeq and is a predicted model, not a curated record.
CCUUCUUCCAAGCGGCUGCCUCUACGUCGUGUUCGUCUUCACGUCCAUACUACAUCUCCCUCUGUCCUUCUUUCCCCCUUCCCUGAUCCACCCGCUGCAUUUCCACCAUGGCUUUCGCUGCCAACAAGCAUACCCUCAGUGGUGAUGAGCGCAACUACACCAUGAUGCAGGCAUUCGAGUGGUACACACCAGGAGGCGGUAAUCACUGGAAGUGGCUGGCAGAUAACGCACCACACUUCGCAGAUAUCGGUAUCACUGCCGUCUGGAUUCCUCCGCCGACGAAGGGAGCCUCAGAGGACAGCACGGGAUACGACAUCUACGAUCUGUGGGAUCUAGGAGAGUUCCCCAAGAAUCCCGAUGAGCCCGAGAAGAUCCGGACAAAGUACGGUACACGAAAGGAGCUCGAGGAGACAAUGGCCAAGCUGAGAGAGAAUGGCAUCGCCAUCUACAUCGAUGCAGUCCUCAACCACAAGAUGGGCGCAGACAAGCCAGAGACAUUCAAGGUGCAACCGGUAGCUGAGGAUAACCGAGAGCAGGAUGCCGGAGAGGCUCAUGACAUAGAAGGCUGGACGGGCUACACCUUCCCGGGUCGGAAAGGCAAGUACAGCGAAUUCCAAUACAAUUUCAACCACUUCACCGCCGUAGACUACGACAACAAGACGGGCGACAAGGGCAUCUUCCGUAUCUUGGGCAAGAACAAGCACUUUGCCGAGGACACCGACAAUGAGAAUGGCAACUACGACUUCCUCAUGGGAUCCGAUGUGGAUCAUGCUCACUCUGAAGUGAGAGAAGACAUGAUCAAGUGGGGUCAGUGGCUCGUCAGAACUUUCCCUAUCAGUGGAUUCCGAUUUGAUGCGAUCAAGCACUUCUCGAGCGCCUUCCUAAGGGACUUCAUCCAUGCUAUGCGAGAGGAGGCUAGGAAGGUCAGAGAGGAGCAAGGCAAGGAAAAGCUCGACGAGAGCGAGGGUCCCAUCUGCUUCUCUGUUGGCGAGUACUGGAAGGAUGAUGUGGACACCUGCCUCAAGUAUCUCGGCGACUUCGGAGACGAGCAGUUCAGUCUCUUCGAUGCUCCCCUGCACUAUAACUUUGUCGAGGCAGGCGAUGCCGGCAACGGGUACGAUCUGCGCAAGAUCUUCGACGGCUCCAUUGUGCAGAAGCGUCCCAUCGACGCCGUGACCCUAGUGGAGAACCACGACACGCAGCCUGGACAAUCUCUCGCCAGCCCAGUCAGCGCAACCUUCAAGCCCCUUGCCUAUGCCAUCACCCUAUUGCGUCAAGAUGGCUACCCUUGCAUCUUCCUUGGAGACCUGCAUGGCUGUCAUGCCGAUGGGGACGAGCAGCCCUCUGUGCCUCCCAUGUCUGACCUGUCCAAGUUCAUCAAGGCGCGCAAGCACUUUGCGUUCGGUGAACAGCGCGACUACUGGGACCACCCUACCACGGUCGGAUGGGUGCGAAUGGGAACAGAGCAGCACCCUGAUGGAUGCGCCGUCGUUCUGUGCGUGGGUGACGAGGAGGGCACCAAGCGUAUGGAGGUGGGCAAGGAGCAGGCAGGUAAAGUCUAUGUGGACGCUAUUGGCUGGAUGCCCGAUACAGAGGUGACUAUUGGCGAGGAUGGAUGGGCUGAAUUCAAGAGCCCUGCGCACAGCGUUGCGGUAUGGGUCAACAAGGAGGCCAAGCUCUUGCCAGAAGUGACAAAGUGAGGGGUCGCUUAGCCAGAGGCGAGUAGAGGGUGUAGAGAUGGUGCCGGUUCGAUUCCGUCUUGUGUAACUUCCCUUCAUGGAUCAGCCUGCUUAGAUUUACUUUGUGGAUUCGCAAUAGAUAGAUGUACCAUCUGGCG